Molecule: messenger RNA, 5707 nt
Organism: Saimiri boliviensis boliviensis (Bolivian squirrel monkey)
Lineage: Eukaryota; Metazoa; Chordata; Mammalia; Primates; Cebidae
Gene: VASH1
Product: vasohibin 1
Biological process (GO): regulation of angiogenesis
Cellular component (GO): cytoplasm
Source: RefSeq, a predicted model, not a curated record
GCGCCCCGCCAGCUGCGAGUCUUGGCUCCGGGACUUGUCUCGUCGCGUCGGAGAAAUCGCCCCACGGCGCCACUCUCCCGGCCAGGGGUCCGGGUUCGGAGCUCGCGCUGCCGGGAGUCGCCUCAGUCUUCCCCCGGGGCGUUCAAGAGUUAUUUAGGGGAUUUUGUUCUCUGAGAAACUGAGACCCAGGGCGCCCAGUGGGCACCCGUGCCUUGACUCUUACUUUCUGCAGCCUCUGGUCCGAGCUGUCUGGCCUCAGUUUCCCUCCGACUUUUCUCCCCUCUGCCAGCCCUGACUGCUGCCCGUCAUUGUUCUUGCAGUCAGAUGGGGGUGCUUUGUGACGGCUGCCAAGUUGGGGUGUGUUCUCUUUAUCCCGUUGUUCAAACAGAACAAGGCCUCCAAGGCUGACCCCAGACAACCCACUCCCUCGGACCCCACUUCACGUUGUUGCACUGAUUUUUUUUUUUUUUUUUAAUCAAGUAGUGUUUUAUUGUACAGGAGCCACGCCCUGAUUUCUUAAAGGCGCCUGGCACUCUGGCCAUGUGUUAUCUCUGCAGCUGGUGUGUGGGAGGCCUCUUGUGAGCCACCUGUUUUCCCGCCUCCACCACCCCUGUCAAGGAUUUAGGGAUGCCAGGGGGAAAGAAGGUGGUUGGGGGUGGCAGCAGUAGUGCCACUUCAAUAUCCGCUGCGGCCACCGCCCCAUCUGGGGUCAGGCGUUUGGAGACCAGCGAAGGCGCCUCAGCCCAGAGAGAUGAGGAGCCAGAAGAGGAAGGGGAAGAGGACCUGCGAGACGGAGGAGUCCCCUUCUUUGUCAACCGGGGUGGGUUACCUGUGGAUGAGGCCACCUGGGAAAGGAUGUGGAAACACGUGGCCAAGAUCCACCCGGAUGGAGAGAAGGUGGCACAACGGAUCCGUGGGGCCACAGACCUGCCCAAGAUCCCCAUACCGAGUGUGCCUACGUUCCAGCCGUCUACGCCUGUCCCCGAGCGCCUGGAAGCUGUGCAGCGCUACAUCAGGGAGCUGCAGUACAAUCACACAGGGACACAGUUCUUUGAAAUUAAGAAGAGCAGACCUCUGACAGGGCUGAUGGACCUGGCCAAGGAAAUGACCAAAGAGGCCCUGCCAAUCAAAUGCCUGGAAGCCGUGAUCCUGGGAAUUUACCUCACCAACAGCAUGCCCACCCUGGAGCGCUUCCCCAUCAGCUUCAAGACCUACUUCUCAGGGAACUACUUCCGCCACAUCGUGCUGGGGGUGAACUUCGCGGGCCGCUACGGCGCGCUGGGCAUGAGCCGGCGCGAGGACCUGAUGUACAAGCCGCCCGCCUUCCGCACACUCAGCGAGCUCGUGCUGGACUUCGAGGCCGCCUACGGCCGCUGCUGGCACGUGCUCAAGAAGGUGAAGCUGGGCCAGAGCGUGUCACACGACCCGCACAGCGUGGAGCAGAUUGAGUGGAAGCACUCGGUGCUGGACGUGGAACGCCUGGGCCGCGAUGACUUCCGCAAGGAGCUGGAGCGCCACGCCCGCGACAUGCGGCUCAAGAUUGGCAAAGGGACAGGCCCGCCCUCUCCCACUAAGGACCGGAAGAAGGAUGUUUCUUCCCCACAGCGGGGCCAGUCCAGCCCCCACCGCAGGAACAGCCGCAGCGAAAGACGGCCCUCAGGAGACAAGAAGCCUUCCGAGCCCAAAGCCAUGCCAGACCUCAACGGGUACCAGAUCCGCGUCUGAGGCGGGUGCCAGCACUGCAGGCCCCACCCACCCCUGGGGGCCAGGAUCUCUCCUGAAACCAGCCUCACACGUGGGGAAGACGGGGCUGGUGACGAGGCAGGGCAAGAGGCUGCAAGGAAGAGUGUGUUCCAGCUCAGCCCCCCAAGCUGCUCCCACUCCCACUGAGCCAAGCCCCCCAACUUUGGGCUUAGAGGCCGUUAGUAUUUUACUUGGAGUUUUUAACUCUACAACUGAAGUUUAAGGUAUCCGGGGAAAACUUAAUCCAAAUGGAUCUGCUGAUGGUGGGAAGGCCAGGGCUUAGGAGAUCCACAUGCCACGGGGCCAGGUGAGGGGGGUUGCUAGCUCUGCUGGCGCCUCUGCCCCUGGCUUCUCUCUGGGAGUUGAGUACAUCCACUCAAUGGGAAAUUUCCCAGCCCUACCAGGCCCAUGGUGAGGGGUGGGGGUGGGGGUGGGUGGAGAUGUUUCUCCAGUUCUGCCUGCCCUGGCAGAAUCUUGACCCAGGGAAAAGGAAGCAGGGUAGGAGUCCUCCUGAGAAAGAUCUGUGUAGCCCAUAAACCAGUAGCAUGGCACAGGCCACGUCUGCCCCAAGAGCACAAGCUCAUGGCCCAGGAGAGCCUUCAGGCCCUCAAGGCCUGCAUGGGCAGUGCUGUGUGGGCUGAGGAUGGGUGAUAGGUGAGCCUGGGGAAGGAUCCCUGGGCAAAAAGUUCCCACGCUGACUGCGUCUACUUGCUCAGUCCCAGCUCGGCCUGUUUCUCUAGCCCAGAGGCUCCCUGCGGAGGGUCUGGGCUUGGUGGAGGGCCCAGAGUGGCGCUGAGGCCAGCAUGGCUGAGAGUUGAGCAGACCCUGGGUGCCAGUCCAGGAGCUGUGGCUGGGCAUAGGGUGAUGGGGUGGGGUGCGUGGGCCUGGGUCUUUCCCCCGGCAGUGGCAGGAGUCCUUGCUGGGGAAAUCAAGACCAGACUGGGAUGCUUGUGCCCCAGGCUGGCCUUCCAUCCUUUUAGUAGCCCGUCUUGGCUUGGGGGUUGCAAUGAUAGCUGGGCCAGUCGCUUGUGGCAGGGUAUCAGGGCCCUGGCAGGGAAAACAUAGGCACCUAGGGGUGUCCCCAGCCUGCCCAUCAGCAUGAGAGAUAUCUGGUGGGAAGUGAGAGGAUGCAGAGAGGUUGGCAGGGCUGGGGGUAGGUUCUGGAGGCUCAAGCAACAAGGAGGUGCCGGGAAAGGGUGCAGUGCAGCUGCUGAGGAGGGACAGAGCCCAGAACUGGGGGAUGUAAGUGAGAAAGGGAUGUGGGGCAGAGUUUAGGAUCAGGCUGCUCGAGGAGUUGUGGGUUGCCUACAGCGAAGACGAGAUGGCUGUCAGGAGGUAUAGAAAGGAUUUGGGUUGUGGAAGGAUACAUGGAUGAGAUGACCGUUGAGGUUUUGCUGUUUUACUGAGAGGCUGUAAGUCCGCCGGGGCGGGGCUGUCAGUCAGGCUGUGGAAGGACUGGGGGCUACAUAAGGAAGAUCAGAACUUGGGCUGUAAACUCUCAAGGCCACAGGGCCGGCAAACGGUGAGAAGGAAGCUUCAGGGCUGGCUGGGGGCUGUGGCUACCUAAAGAGGGUGCACCCUGUUAAAGGGGCUGCAGCUGCUCAGCUGUUCUUACAGUGCCAGCCCUGUGUUUCCAGAUUGUCUGCUGUGUCAGAGGCCAGAAUUCUGAUUUUUUAUGCGAAAUAGGAUUUUUAAAUGCUGGUGAUCAGUUCAUAAAACCUAAAAACCCAGUACAGGAGAAAGAGGAUGCCAGUUUGCAAUCCCUGAAGUAGAGCGAGCUCAUGCUGGGGAGAAGUCCGCCAAGAGAGAUGGGGUGUAUGAAAGUCCUGUUUCCCAGAGCUGGGCUGGGCCGGGUAGGGGUGGGAUCCUGGCAGCUGAAGAGGAGGAAAAGCCACUGAGGUUCCUCCCAGAGCGGGACAGACCGGAGACCCUUUGCAAUUGCUGGGUCACCAGCGGGGGUGGCAUGAAAUAGAGACAGUGCAGCUCUGGGCCUGCCAGGGAGAUGGAUGUUGUCUUCAAAGCAAAGAAAGAGGAAAGGAGGGCAGAGCCAGGGCUGCCCUUGCUGAUGAGAGUGCCUGUCAGGGAAGGCACCACAGGCUGGCAGCUCGUCAAACCAGCAGCUCUUGACCCAGAGCCAGACUCAGCAGGGCCUGGCCCGAGGCACCCUGGGAGGCCAGCUGGUCAGUCCCUUGCCUCCUCAAGUUUCUCCCGGGGUCAGUGAGCCCUGGGAGGUGCCUAACCUAACUCCAGCCACACUAACCAGAGGGGCAUGCUGACCCCUGACUCGCUGUCCCAUCCCAGCUUCAGGGAGUGGGGAUGGUGUGGUCUCCAUGUGCCCUCUAAGCCUAAAGCGAGAUGGUUCACCUCGGGAGGGGCCAGGCUGGCAUUGGGCCCUCAGCCGCCUCUAGGAACUCCCGACUCCCGGGCAUGACAGGGUUUCAGGGGAGUAGAUAUGAGAGGGAGAAUCCUCGUUCCGGAGUCUUAGAAAGUUCCAACUUGCAGGCUCCUUUCCCAGAUCCCUCCAUGGAGAAGCAAGCGGAAUGAAGCCCUAACCUGCUUACUGUCCUCAAGGGAGGGAGCCGUGCCCCAGCUGAAAAUCUCCUCCCCCCCCCGCCCCCUCACCGCACUCACCCUUCCUGAACGGAGACUUCGGGCCUGUGAAGACCAGCGCAGGACAUAGUGGUGCUUUUUAAUUUAUGUUUAACUGUUUCUCAUAUGUAGCAACCCCUCCUCCCCUCCUGGGCGUGUUUACACAGGCUCUGCUUGGGGGCUGGCCUGGCCUUGAGGUUUCUGGGGAGGCAGAGAGGCAGGGACUUUGAGGCCUUAGUCACCAUCCAUGGUUAUCACCUCAUCUCACUUCCUGCGAGGGACGGGGCCUGGCUGAUGUGACCCCAGCUCCCUCCAGUUCAGGACUGCCUUAGGGCUCCUUUGCCUUUGGAGUUGGGGGCUGCUGGCUGAGGAGGGGUCAAGGUGAGUGCCAAGAAAGCUACCUGGGGAAAAUGGACCCGGGCGGGGGGGUGAUGGCAAAGUCUCCCCAAAGCCUGGCUCCUUGUGCUCAGUGUCAGGAGCAGACCACGGGGGAGCCAGGUGUAGAGAGCCUUCCUGCCCACCUAACUGCCAGCCCUCUCCCUCCACAGCCUCUGCACACCCUCAUGUUCCCCCUAUCCAUCUUGCCAGCCACACCAUCCAUCUUCUGGCAGAGCCAAGUAGGGGAAAGCAGCAGCGCUCUGGCCUUGGGAUGUGAUGAUAAAGCAAGCCUAGGGCCAGAGUUUGGGGAGCAGAGAGAGACAAGAAGUUGGCCAUGUCUGAUUUCCAGCCCUUCCCGCUUGAACUUGUCUUCCCAGGUCAGGGAGUGGGUCUCAUUCCGGCUGGUGGAGUGCCCCGAGGCCUGUGUGGGCGUGUGUGCCUGCUUUACCUGCCUAGACUGUUUUCUGGCUCAGCUGCAGCAAGUCGGCAGGCCCACUGUCUGCCCUGUGUCCCUGGCCUCACUCCCAAGUGCAAGGACAUGCGCGCUGGGCCCAACAUGAUGAUGGUGUGAAGGGCAGGAAACAGUCCUCUGAAGGAGUGGGAGGUGGGCAGUCUGCCCCGGCCAGGCACCAUCACCUCCUGGCAGCUUCCGCAGACCAGGCAGGGCUGCUGUGGUGCCGGCUGCCAAGUCCAUCAGUACUGACCGUCUCGCUCCAUCUUGGUGCUCCGGAGUCCCAAGUUUCCCUUUAUCAUCAAGUCUGACAAGAGAGAAGAAACAUGGGUGUGCCUGGCCCACAGGGCCUGGUGGUGUCGGACCUCCCCGCUCCCUCAAGCUCUGUAUGGCUGCAGUGUUGUACUAGACUUUGUUCUUGCUGUUCUCAUCUCAGUAUUGCCUCACCCUUUCACUUACACUUCGUCUCAUUCCUGUUGUCACUCUCCCUUGAAAUGAAUAAAGUCUCCCCAUCUCCUGCUGUAUGGGUUGGGCAGAAACCACAAC